AUGUUGCAGUGUUGGAGUGCAACCCCCACCAAUGGCCCUGAGCCGGACGACUUCCAGAAUCGAGCUCAGAUUAAGCGAUUGUUUGAAGAAAGUGAACUAGUCAGUAGGGACAGUGAGGCUGUUAGAAAGUUUUCAGAUAAAUAUAUUGUCCCCGAAAAGCUAGUGGCAGAGUAUGUUGAGCACCUUGCCCAGAUAAAAAUGCGCAAGGAGAAGAAGAAAGAGGAGACUGAAAGGGAUCGAAUGGAACGGCUGAACCAGCAGUACAAUGACAUUGACUUGGCUGGACUGUACAACUCCGAUACGCUGUCGUCCUUGAGGGUGGACGAGCUAUCCUUGUACUUUUCCCAUCACAAGAUCACCUUCAAAGGGAAGAGAGCUGAAAAGGUCGCAAUGAUCAAAGCGCACAUUGGCAGCUUGCCUUACAAUUCAGUGGAGUGUCAACAACUUCGGCAGCCCCCGCGAAGAAAUGUGAGGCAACAAGCGACCUCAUCACUUUCCGAGGUCGAAACUGACUCGCAAAGUGAUGUAGUAGAUCGAGUUGUCGGUUCAAGCCCGAGUAGCUUAUGUAAAGAAAUCCUCACCGGAGACUGA
This is a messenger RNA of Porites evermanni, 591 nucleotides long. The record is from the annotation of a GenBank genome assembly. Lineage: Eukaryota; Metazoa; Cnidaria; Anthozoa; Scleractinia; Poritidae.